AUGAAAGACAUGAAAAGGAAUUUGAAGAAGGGGACGUUUCCAACCAUUUGGGAAAAAUCCUCUCAAACACUAUCAAAGCGGAGUCGACGAUCGGUGAGUGAAAUUACAAUGUAUUUGCGCUGUGCUUAUCACCAUUAUAUUUAUUUCCCCAUUUACCUGUGACAUGAUUUUUUCUGGCAUCGUUGUUCAAUAUUCGUGUAAUGAAUGCUCUGACUAUUUGGACCUCCCAUAUUGUUGCAUGUGUUUUCAUACUUUUCUGCUUUCUUCUCAUAGUUAUAGUAAAAUUAAGAGUUACACGCGAGUCUUUUAAAACGACCAAAAAUGGACUUAGUCUGAUUUCUACAUUCUAUAAGUUCAGUUACUGUUUGCGGGGUUUUUUUUUCGUUUGUAUUUUAAUUCUAUUUUCACUGUCUGCAAAUGAUGCAUACAUUUUAAGGCAAAGAUGUGGUUAAACCUUGCUUCCAUUUCUAGUUUUGAAAACAUCGACAUAAAGCUCAAAUUUAAACUUGUUUUGAAGGGGAGAUAUAAAAAAUGGUCGUAACUAUUUUCAUUUUUAGCUACUAAAUGAAAUUCUGGCUGGUCAAACUACUAAUGAGGAUACAGAGGAAGAAGACAAUCCUGAAGAAGAGGUGACUUCUUUGAAAGGAAGUUCUGCACCUGAGGAGAGUGCUGACACUAUGGGGGCUCCCAAUCUCAACCCUGAGGAGUCUCCAGAAGUCGAGGGUGUUCUGAAUACAAGUCAGGGUUCUUUGCUUGAGGUAAAUCCUGAAAAGGAGGGCUGCAUCCCUGAGACUGAGACGGGUGAGAUAAGUGUUGAUGCUGAGAUGGCUUCAGAGGUCCUAGGUUCUCCUGGUGAUAAGACAGCUCUCGAGAGCCAAGGGAUUUCAGGCAGUGAUGAGGUUACUGAGACCAUGCUGUUGCAGAUCCUGGAGGCUCAGGGAAUCGAAAUAGUGCAGGAUAUGGAUGAAGUUAUGCAGAUUGAUGAAUCAUUAACGAUUCCUGAACUUGAACAGGUUUCUAUGGUAGGCGCAUAACUCUAAUUAAUGUUUAUUUGCAUCUUUGUAUUAUCAUGACAAUGGAAAACUACAUGUGCAGUUAUUUUACAACAAUACUAAAACACAAAAAUUCUAAAGUCUUGUUAUUACAGCCUGUAUUAAUGUUGAAAGUUUGUUUUUUGUAGGAUACUCCAACUGGACAUGCUGGGAAUUGCACAACAUGCAAAACCCUGAGGAGUGAGGUGACUCAGUUAAGGGGUAAAGUCACAAGACUGAAGAGUAAGUUAAUCUCCAAUCAAGAUCAGUGGGUUGAAACCUUUAAGAGCAUACAAGAGCCGAAGCAGUUGCUGAUGGUGAAUGCUGGUGAGUCAACAAUAAUUGAUGUUGAUGAGUCAUAUAGGCAUAACUGCCUAUUUUUAUAUUUUUAUUAUAUUUUAUCAAUAUUUGAUUAUUUAAUAAUUAAUUAAAAUUUUAAUGUUGAUAGAAUUUUUUUAAUUCCAUUUGUUUAAGCUAUUCAAACUGAUCCAUGGCCAGUAACAAACGAGACAGAGUUAGGGCUAGAGGAUGAAUCAGAAGAUGAGCAGGAAAUGCAGGACGACGCGUAUGAGGAGUUUGAGUGUGAUGAAGACCCUACAUGGAGUCCUGAAGAAAUCGAAGAUGCAUAUAAAAAACUAAGGAAGAUGAUGACUCGGUGA
Molecule: messenger RNA, 1690 nt
Organism: Porites lobata
Lineage: Eukaryota; Metazoa; Cnidaria; Anthozoa; Scleractinia; Poritidae
Source: the annotation of a GenBank genome assembly